Molecule: messenger RNA, 2808 nt
Organism: Filobasidium floriforme
Lineage: Eukaryota; Fungi; Basidiomycota; Tremellomycetes; Filobasidiales; Filobasidiaceae
Exons: 12
Coding region: 1-2808 (935 amino acids)
Molecular function (GO): metal ion binding
Source: RefSeq, a predicted model, not a curated record
AUGACCGGCACACACUACCCAUCCACCUCGACAUCCUCUUCCUCAUCAACAUCCAACCUCCUUCCAUCCAACCUCAACGCCAACAACUCAUUAGGGCACGGCGCCAUAACUCCAUCUCCGCUGGCAACUCAAUUCCCGCACCUCUCGCACUACAUCGCUUCGCUGUUACAGAUCGCUCAACAGGAGAACGCACAGGCUCAAAGGACCAAGGUGGCUAAACAUCCUUUGAGCGUGUCUAGUGCCAGUUCGGACGUUCACGAUAACGACAAUGACAACGAGGAUGAGGCUGAAGACGGUCAUGCCGAGAAGACACAAGGUCGUUCGAGGGAAUCGACCAGUUCCUCUUCACCCCCUUCCGUCGAUAUCUCAGGCUCCGAAGGUGAAGGGGAAGAGCACGAGCGGGAACCUAGCGCACAGAGGGAAGAGUUGAUCAGGAAAGUGGUCGAUCUUCUGGGGAACGAAAAGGAGGAAGAGGUCAAGGCGGUCGUCAAGGAGAGGUUAGGCGUGCUCGGUAACGACGAGUCGUAUAUCGAUCAGGUCUGCUUGGAUCUGAUGCACAAGCACAAGGACGACGUCGAUAGCGUGCCCUACACACCUUUCAGCGUGACCCCGAUCAGACCCAAAGCUUCCCCCAUCCCGGCUCACGCUCAACCUUUUCGACCGUUCACGCCUUCCAGAGCCCCUUCUUACCGUGCAAGGACUCCUCUCGGUCGACCGCAAUCCCCGGCUGCGGGGCUCGGUGCGGCGAGUUCGGUCCUGGGUGCCGCUGGGUACGGAUCGGCGGGGUUCAACUCGGCCGUCAGCCCUAUGGCUAGUCCGGCAAGUAGUCCGCAAUUGAGCCACAGGACGUUGAACUUCGGACACUCGAACCAGGCUUCGGGGACAUUUUCGCCGGGAGGGUCGUUGAUGGGUCAUAAUAACGGAGCGUCGGGUGGUCUGCACGGAUUGAAUAUCAACACGAUGAGCGCGCCUGGGUCGGGCGCCGUUACGCCCACGGGAACAGGACCCAAGUUGGGCAUGCAUCUUCCCGCGCCUUUCAACGCUGGAGGACCUGAUCCCGCGAUGAAUCGACACAAGCACUUGUUGCCCGACGAGGACGAUGACGAGUUUUCGCCCUUCGGGAAUGACGAGAUGCAGAGCGGUAACGGUGGACAAAGGGGAUCGCCGGCGACCAAGUUGUUAGCUACCGCUAAAGCCUUUGAUCCCACUAAACUUGGGCCUCCUGUGAGGAUGGGCUCACCUGCAGGAUUUAGUCCUGGUAACGGACCUCAGCCGUUGGGCGGGAGUUACUUUGGUGGAGGUGGCGGUGGCGGCGAACAACACGACCCGAACUAUCUCGGCGAAGGCAUGACUCCGCUCGAUGUCUUGCAAUCCGUCUUCACCUCGUUGCCUGUUGGCGACCUCGAAGACGCCCUGUACAAGACCGGGUACAACUUCGAAGAAGCCAUGGCCCUGUUGAUCUCGCAGAAUGGAGGCACGCGAUCCGGCAAUUCGGGCGCCUUUACGCCUGGUCGUGAGGAUGGACCUGGACAUCACGUGCCGAACAACAGGCCCAAUGUGUUCGCUCCUGGCGGACCGGCUUCGAGGGAAAGGAAUAUGCCUCCCGGUGGCGGCGGCACGAGGACUCCAGGCGGACUCAAGAUGUGCAGGUAUUAUCUAGCCGGAGAAUGCAGGAGGUCGGAUUGUCGUUUCAGUCACGAUGUUGAUCGGGCCUUGUGUCGAUUCUGGCUGCGCGGACAGUGUGCCAAGGGUGACCAGUGCGAGUUCAUUCACGCUUUACCCUCGGUCGACCCCAACAUGCUCACCAAUGCCAUGUCCCGUAUCGAGCUCUCGCACGACGGCACAUCUCGGCCAAGGACGCGAACGGACGAGUUCCCCGACCUGCAUCUGGCCUCGAACCAGCGAGGCGCCGUCUUCGAUCCCUCAAGGAACCGAUUCGCCAACGCCGUCAAGCGGCCCGUCCAAGGUCCUGGACCACAAUAUACGCAUAUCGGGGGACAGCGAGGCGGUCCGGUCAUCCCGCCGAGCCAUCGACCGUUCUCCUCUGGCUCUGGCUUCCGACGUCGUGUGGAUGGACCCAUGUCGACGGGCCCACCCAUGCCUCACCCUUCGCCUCGUAUUAAACUCCGACCUCCUACCUUGAUGCCGACGUUGCCAACAGGCGCAGCUAUGAACGACAUGUAUAUGGAAGCCCGUCAAGCCGCUAUCAAGCUAGGACAAUCAAGAAAUGCUUGCUUGGCGAGAGCUGCCGAGGCUUGGAGACGUGGAGAUGGUGCAACGGCCAAACGGUUCUCGAGGGAGGCCAACGUCCUGAACGAGAGGAUGACUGUCGAGACCGCGGACGCCGCUGCUAAUCUCGUUCGUCAGAGGCGUAUCCAAGCGCAAGACGCGAUCAGGGCUCGAGGCGAAUGGAGCAACGAUCCCGACGAUAGAUCCAGCAAGGGCAAGGAGUGUGCAAGCGGUCUCGGUGUCAUCAUGGGAGUCGCUGGUGUCAACAUCCUCGGCCCCGGAGCCGAGUCCCUUUCGACAUCGGAGAGGACCGAGGUAUUGCUCGAUUUGCAUAUGCUGCAUGCCAAUGAGGCGUCUGACGUUCUUGAAGACUUUUUGAUGGCGCUGGAACGAGAAAACUUCCACGGUUUGGCCUACAUCGUCGUCGGCGAUGAAAGACACGUUGGCACGCAGGACACUGGCCGCGGCGCUUCGCGACACCGCCUGGCAGCCGGUAUCAAAUUGUUCUUGCAACGAUAUGGCUACCCUUGGAGUGAAGGCGGCGGAUGCAUCUGUAUCGACCCUCUCACCCACGCCUGA